Molecule: messenger RNA, 4217 nt
Organism: Penaeus chinensis
Lineage: Eukaryota; Metazoa; Arthropoda; Malacostraca; Decapoda; Penaeidae
Product: NAD-dependent protein deacetylase sirtuin-2-like
Exons: 9
Coding region: 146-1363 (405 amino acids)
Molecular function (GO): NAD+ binding
Source: RefSeq, a predicted model, not a curated record
CCCCCUUCCCCCUUACCCCCCAUCUCUCUCAGACGUUCAUUAUUGUUCGUGAUGGAAUUCAGUGGUUUCCUUCACAACCAUUGUCAGUAGAGUGGUUUCUUCUCCUUGAUUUGACAGGAAGCCAAAAUUCUUUUAGAUUGCAGUCAUGGCAGAUACUGAAGCAAGCAAAGCACCUGAGCAGGCAUCUGAGGAAGUGAAGAAGCCUGUAGAAGAGACGAAAGCAGAGGGCAAGGAAACGACCACAGCAGCACCAGAGGAGAAAAAAACGGAAGAAUGCGAAGGUGCGUACGGAGGAGCCAGGAUUCGAAACCCAGGAGAGAGCGACGAGGAGGAAGAUGAUGACGAUUUUGACGAUGAUGAAGAUUUUGACGAUGAGGACGAGGAUACAGAGGAGGAGGAGGACAAAGAAGGCUUCAUGAACAUGCUGCAGAAUUUCCUCAUGUCGAAGCUGCAUCUCGGCAGCCAGGAAGAGGUGCCAAAGGUUUUGGAGGAAGUGACUGUGGAAGGUGUUGUGAACUACAUCAAAAGUGGCAAAUGCAAGAACAUCAUCACCAUGGCCGGUGCAGGGAUAUCAACAUCAGCAGGUAUCCCUGACUUCCGGACUCCUGGCACAGGGCUCUACAGCAAUCUGGAGAAAUACAAUCUUCCCUUCCCAGAAGCCAUCUUCGAUAUUGAAUACUUCCGCAACAACCCCAAGCCCUUCUUUGUCCUGGCCAAGGAGCUUUAUCCAGGGUCCUUUGCCCCUACCCCGUCCCACUGGUUCAUCCGCUUGCUCCACGACAAAGGCUUGCUUCUAAGGCAUUACACCCAGAAUAUUGACACCCUGGAGCAUGUAGCUGGACUUCCUGCUGACAAAGUAGUAGAGGCACAUGGCACAUUCAGGACCUCCCACUGUCUCAACUGCCGGAAGGAGUACAGUCAGGAGUGGGUCAAAGAGGAAAUCUUCAAGGACAACAUUCCAACAUGCACUGACUGUAGUGGUCUUGUGAAGCCUGACAUCAUCUUUUUCCGAGAGAGUCUUCCCGUCCGGUUCUUCCAGCUCAUGCAGUCAGACUUCCCUAAAUGCGACCUGCUGAUCAUCCUUGGAACUUCCUUAACCGUUCAGCCAUUUGCAUCCCUUGUUGACAAUGUUCCUGCCAUGUGUCCACGUCUUCUUAUCAACCGGGAAAAAGCAGGGACAGUGGAUCCAAUGAUGGCAAUGUUGCAAGGCAUGUUCGGCAGUGCAGGACUUGCUCUUGAUUCACCCAACAAUAUUCGAGAUGUUGCUCUGCUUGGUGACUGCGAUGAAGGCUGUGUGAAGAUGGCAGAGUUCUUAGGAUGGAAGGAUGACAUGGAAGCCUUAUUAGCAUCUACAAAGAAAUAAAAGAAAAAAAAACAUCACAAUGUGUCAUAGAAUAGUCCAGGAGUUACAUGUUUCCAAGAGGAACUUCACAGUUAAGUUGUAUAGUCAUCUGAAAUUAUUCAUUAAGUCAUGAAGAGUUGUUGAGGAAGGUUACAUCAGCUGAUUAACUCACUUGUGAUAUAUAUUUUUAGACAACCAUUUUGUAUGGGCAUUAUUCAAGGCAUUUUAAUUGUUUGCUACUUAUUGUAACCCAAAAAAGUAAUGUAAUGGUGCUGACAAUGACAAGGGUGUGGUUGUUGCACUGAAGUUUGUAAGCGACUGAGCAGUUUAAUUUAUUGCACGUAUUGAGUUUAGUGUGUUAAAACUUUUGUACGACAGAAAAAAAAUCCUGAUACCGUUCUUCCCAAAGGUUGUAGAUAUUUCAAGAAUUGAUAAUUACAAGAAAAUAUUUGAAGGUGAUAUUUAAGUACUUAUACGUGCCGAGCCUGUUUUCCAAACACUGUCCUUUUAUGAUUGGCAAAAGUGCAAAGAGCUACAAGUAAUUUUGUGGCAACAUGAUGAAAGAACAAGUUUGCUUCAGUCUGUGUUACAGUGCAAAGAAGUAUUCUAGCGAUUUAAGUUGGAGAAAUCUUUUCUAACUUAUCAUGUGAGGCAUAGAUAAGUAUAUAGUCUAGCCAAUCAGCUGGUAUGAGAGCAAUGAAGAAGACAUUAGUUUUAGAACUUUAGGAAAGCCCAACAUAGUAGAGUAAAGGUUGUAUAAACUGAAGCCCGUAAAUUUAAGGAAAAAGGAAAAGACAAUUAGUGUGGGAUCAAGGUUAGAUUUACCCUUCCAUUUACAUUGACAUUUUUUACUUGAUUAAAUAAGCAUAUGAAAUUAGUGUUGUUGUUAUUAUUAUUAUUAUUAUUAUUAUUAUUAUUAUUAUUACUUUUUUUUUUAUUAUUAUAUUUCUUACUAUUUAGUUAUAACUGUUAUCAUUGUUAUUGUUAGUAUUACAUAUUGUUGUUGCUGUUGUCUUGUUUUUAUUUUUAUUAUUUAUUAAUACAUAUUACAAUAAUACAAUAUUACUUCAUUAUCAUUGGUGUUAUUUUUUUUUUUUUUUCUGUUACUGAUUUAGUUGCUAUUUUUAAGUGAAGGAUGGACAGGGUGUUUUUUUUUUUUCUAAAGGUAAGCAUUUUUAAAGCUGUAAAGCAAAGGUUGGUGGUCCAAACUUAAAAAAAAUUACUGUUUGAGGAAGAUGGAUUUAUCCAGGACAAAACUGUUUAUUUUUAUUGUAUCAGUAUUAUUAUUAACUUAAAAUUACAGUAUUAGAAUUCCAUGAGUGUUGAAUGUAGGUGCUGAAAGAGAAAUUUUACAAAAUCACCGAAUAUAAUUUUAGGUUCUAAAGGUACUGAAAAGAGACAUUACUGAUGUGUGUUUCACUGUAUGAACAAUAUUAUUUUGGGUUGCAGAAUUCAAAGAGGAGAUAUUGUGCUUGGAAGUUUUAAAGGUUUUGAUGCAAUGCACUUUUAAUGGUUCAUUGGAUACAGCCCAUAGGUGAUAUAUUACAUAGUUCAUGUAUACUCCCAUGUAUGUUACAACUUGUAACAUAAGAUUGCAAUAAGUACAGUAGAGAUUGUUCAUAUGUGAAAAAUAAGUACACGAUAUACAAGGGAACUAAAUGGAAGUGUACUUUUAAAGAAAUUACUUAAUUUUGCAGCUUUACAAGCAGCAAAGACUUUUUUGUUGCUAAUUAUGUCUUUGCUCUUCUUUUCUUUUCUUUUUUUUACAUUAGCAUUAAGCAUUUACCCCAGUUUUCAUUUUGUUGUGCUUCUAUUGCAAGUUUUUUUGUUUUCUUUUUUUCCUUUUUUUCAUGCUUUUUGGUGUCUUUUUAUGGGGCAUUUGCAAAGACUCAGCUUCUGACUUGCUUAUGUUUAAGUAAUUCUGUAUUAUGUACUGUUUGCUGUUUUGUAUUUAAUACCUUUUGUAAUAUCUGGGUUAGAGUGAAUGAUCAGAUGUUCACCAUGUUUAUUUGCAGUCAUUUUCACAGAAAUUGCAUCAGCAUUGUUCUUACAGGAUGUUCCAACAACAUAUAUGGUUAUGUAAAGGAUAUUUGAUGAUGAUGUGCACUAGACACAGUGUGUUUCCAUUCCUUUCUUUUGAAUUCUAGCAUUUUUAUGGGUUCGUAAAGACAACUUUCAGAAUAGCUAAUGUGUAUACUCAUUUUUUGGAUUAAAUUGAAGGGUGUUUCUGGGGAGGGGGGGGUGAUAAUUUGUCAUGUGUGAUCAGUAUUCAUGCAGAGUGAAUACAUUGGAUGUGAGUGGUAUAUAUAUGAUGGUGAAUUGUAUUUUGGAAUUGUCAAGUCACUCUUAGGCAUUAAGAAAGACAUAUUGAAGAGCAAAUACUGUGAUUACAUCAUGCAUUUGUGUAUUGUUAUGAAUAUUUAUUGGAGUCCAGUGAUAGAAGAUGUUAUGGUAUCAUCUGAAGUUUAAUCUUUAAGGUAAGUACAAGUAUUAUGUAAUACAAAAGUAAUAUUAGAAAGAAGAUUAAAAGAAUUAUAAACACAGGUAUUUUGAAUAUCAUGGAAGCCAGACAGAUAAAAACAAAAAGAUCUUGGCUUGUAUGUGCUUUGCAGUGUUAUUAUAAGAAAUUUUGCCUUUUGUUAGUUGUGCAAGUGCUUACUUACUAAAACAAUUUAGCUGUUUUGUUCAUUUAUUAUCAUUAUUAUUAUUAUUAUUAUUAUUAUUAUUAUUAUUAUUACUCUUAAUUUAAUUAUUUUUUUCUCUUUUGCAUUAUAAAACAAUUAAUUGUUUACAUGUAUCCAUAACUUGGUAUUAUUUAUCUGUGAUGCUUAUAUAACAGUUGUAUUGUAUGUUGCCUAACAGGAUUUUCUUUAAA